AUGGUGUUAGGUAGCGAGACUGCGAGGGACUUGCCUAUCAGCAGCCUCAGCCACGAGGGGCAAUCUAGGAACUUGUCCAAGCAAACAAGAAGCCGAGCCAUAAAUCAAGCUAACCAAGAGGAACAGAAACACAGUACUAUCAAAGCUCAUCAUCAAAUCCAAACCCAUCCCAUCCUUGGGAUUAAAUCCCCUCUCCAAAAGAUCAGGAAAAAUCAAGAGCACAUCAAGGACUAUAGCCUGCAUCGUGUUGAACCUCACAUACCUGCUGAAGUUGGGAUUCCGCACGACCACGAAGUAAAGAGUGAAGAAGACCAGAAGGCCAUUCAAGGGAAAGCUCUUGAAGACUUUAAUGGCGGGGAACAAUGGCUGAACGAGGGCCUGGAGCGGAGGGAACUGAGUGAUAACGUAUUUCCCGUACUGUACGCCGUCGAAGAAGGGGUAGAAGUAAGUGACGGCCGAGAUUAG
Messenger RNA from Striga asiatica, 465 nucleotides. The record is from the annotation of a GenBank genome assembly. Lineage: Eukaryota; Viridiplantae; Streptophyta; Magnoliopsida; Lamiales; Orobanchaceae.